AUGACCCCCUCAGAGACGGCGCCUCUACUCCGCCAAGAAUCCACGACAUCAUACGCCCCAGACGAAGAACACGAUGACGUUACGGCGACGCGAAACACAUUUGCUCGCAAUCUUGGUGCACUGGAUGGGUUCGCGCUGCUGAUAAGCAUCGUCAUCGGCUCGGGAGUGUUCUCAUCGCCUGGGCCCAUCGAUGCGAACGUCCCAUCACCUGGCGCUGGACUGCUUGUAUGGCUUGUUGGAGGUGUUCUAGCAUGGACAGGUGCUCUGACCAUGGCAGAGCUAGGCACCGCCUUCCCUGGCGAAGGUGGGAUUCAGCCGUAUCUCACAUACAUCUAUGGCGACGUCUUCGGAUACAUGGCGGCUUGGUCUUGGGUCGUGGCAACCAUGCCGGCUACACUCGCGAUCCUCAGUAUUGUGUUUGUGGAGUCCAUAUACUCCAGCUUGGGUGUGAACGAGCCAGAUCCGCCUAUCACGCAUAAAUUAUUGUCUCUGCUUGUCCUACUGUGUGUAACGACGUUGAACUCCAUAAGCACCAAGACAAGUACCCGGUUGUCUAGCUUCUUCGUUGCCAUCAAGCUAUUUACCAUCUUCCUCCUUAUCAUAUCUGGCUUAGUGGUAGUCUUCGUCUUUCUUGGGAAGAGCAAGGACUAUGGAGGUCACGAUUGGCACCACAACAAUUGGUUCUCUCCAAGAGACACGGUACUACCCGACGGCUCAAAAUUUGACUGGUCGAAAGUGACUACGUGGGAGUCACUUGGCUUUUACAGUACAGCGUUGUAUGGAGCCUUGUGGGCGUACUCCGGUUGGGACAAAGCCAACUAUGUAGCAGCUGAGCUGCGUCAGCCCAGUCGCCAACUACCGCUCUCCAUCAACACGGCUAUCCCUACGAUCAUAGUAUGCUAUGUUGCCGCUAACGCCGUCUACUACGUUCUUCUCCCUUGGGAGGUCGUAUCAACAACAGACGCUGCUGCUGUAACGGCUGUUACCCACUUUCUUGGAAAGGGCGUAGCUUACUUCGCUACCGUGCUCAUAUGUCUUGUCAUUGCAGGCUCCGCCCUCGGCAACUCCUUCGUAGCAGGACGAAUGACCGUUGCUGCAUCUAACAACAACUGGUUUCCGCAAGUUCUCGGCACUGUCGGCCGUGUCGGUACCCUGAAGGUGACUAAACGUGACGAUUCGAGCGAGGCCGUAGACACGGCUAUGGACGAUGGAGAGUCACCAAUCAACGCUCUCAUACUCAACACCGUUCUCUCGGCAGUAUACAUUCUGCUUGGAAACAUGCGCAUCUUGCUGACUCUCAAUGGUCUUGCUGAGUACGCUUUCUUCUUCCUCACGGUCCUCGGCGCAAUCAUAUUGAGAUUUCGGGAGCCUGACCUACCCCGCCCUGUGAAACCGUUCAUCCUCAUUCCUAUACUGUUCGCCAUAAUCAGCGGUUUCGUCGUAAUCAGAGGCGCAGUAUUCGCGCCCAUUCAAGCAGCGAUCCUUGUAGGAAUUUGGCUCUGUGGUCUUGUGUUCUACUUCGUCCGGCUUUGGGUGCUAAAGAAGAGGGCUGGAAGAUGA
Molecule: messenger RNA, 1560 nt
Organism: Alternaria ventricosa
Lineage: Eukaryota; Fungi; Ascomycota; Dothideomycetes; Pleosporales; Pleosporaceae
Exons: 3
Coding region: 1-1560 (519 amino acids)
Biological process (GO): amino acid transmembrane transport
Cellular component (GO): membrane
Molecular function (GO): L-amino acid transmembrane transporter activity
Source: RefSeq, a predicted model, not a curated record